Molecule: messenger RNA, 1628 nt
Organism: Actinia tenebrosa (Australian red waratah sea anemone)
Lineage: Eukaryota; Metazoa; Cnidaria; Anthozoa; Actiniaria; Actiniidae
Biological process (GO): G protein-coupled receptor signaling pathway
Cellular component (GO): membrane
Molecular function (GO): G protein-coupled receptor activity
Source: RefSeq, a predicted model, not a curated record
UUUCGUUUGUGUUUUCAUGUUUGUCUCGUGUCCAAGAUAAUUUAGAGUUGCUGGUCAGCUGSACCAAUCCUUCAGCCCUUAUCGAUGUCGUAAUGAUCGUAUCGUCCAAUAUAUGUGAAGCAGGUGACAYUAUUCGAUGAUCAAGGUUAAUUAGUUUGGACAGCACGCUAGCGGCAUCGCGUUUUUUCUUCCGUAGAUUAAGAAAACCUUACACAGAAGCUAUCCAGUCGAAUUCUCUCAAGAUGAACCUUCCGACAUCAACUUGUAUCAGUAUUAUUAAUCUGGAAUCAAAGAAUAUCGUUCGUAGCCACUACCUUGCCUUGUGUGCUUGUAACUCUAUCUUGGCAAUCCCAACAGCUGUUGCCAACACGCUAGUCAUCGUAGCUAUUCUCACAACACCUUAUUUGCAGACUCCUUCGUAUCUUUUACUGACAAGUUUGGCGUUUAGCGACGUUGCUGUAGGAUUUAUUGGCCAACCAGUUUUUGUAGCAGCAAUAGGAUUAUUCAUGGACGGAGAAGCAGAGAAGUAUUGCAACGUUCGGACUGUAUCUGGUGCGAUAUUGAUAGUUUUAACAAUGACUUCAGUGUUGACUGUAACUGCUAUCAGUGUGGACCGGUACCUGGCUAUACGACUCAAGAUAAGAUAUAAAGUCGUUGUUACGUCGAGUCGGACGAGGAUUCUUGUUGUCUUCCUUUGGAUUUUCUCGUUUGCAAGCCUUUUAGCUUUUCCUUUCAACAUUGAUAUUUCAGUGCUCGUUUUACUUGGUGGAAUUGGACUCUUAUUGUGUCUAAUUGUCAUCCUGUGYUCAUAUUCAAUGUCAUUUCGAUCGUUGACGAUUCACUGYGCUCAGAUCCAACCAACACCGACCGGUGAACUUCGAGCGAACUCCACAACGCCUGUCAUUGAUGUUCUCAAAUACAAAAAGCUAUUCAAAACUAUGCUUUUYAUAUUAGCAGUGAUAUUCAUUUGUUACUUGCCGAUGAUAGGGGUUUUCGCGAUCCUUUCCCGUCCAAACCCAAACAGAGCAGCAGUUUGGGGAUUUCAAACUAUAGUCUGUUUGAAUUCUACUUUAAACCCYUUUAUUUAUAUGACAAGAGUGAGAGAUAUUCGACAAGCCUGUAUGAGGAUAGUCAGAAGAAUUAUCUGUUGUUAAAAGCUCUGACUUUGUAUGAGAAGCAAAUGAUAAUUUGAUGGGGUCCGAGAAAUGUUAUCAUUUACUAAGUUGGACCUACGACAUAUGCUCUGGUAAUGGUGGAAUAGAAAGUCCCGCSAGUGGGUCUCCACAUAGUGCCGUGGAAGACAAAAUAAUGAGAAGAAAGAUUGAGCUCAAACUACCCGAGGCUGAGAAGUGUUCUGGCAUAACUGCUGAGGAAAGGCAUAUGAAAGCAAGAGAAGGUGAUGCCGCGAAGGAAAGAGUUAAAGGCUGUCAUUCGCCUUCUAUCUCAUCAGAUCAGUUCCAAAAAAGAACAGAAAUGCACAGACGGCUGUGUGACGAAAGUAAUAAAGAGCAAGGAAAAAGACAACAAUGACAAACGUUUAGUUACAGGACGCGUUGCAGUUUGUGAUCUUACUGACGAAUUCCUGCAGGAAAGGCUUUCCACCCAAAGUAAUUGAUUAAGAUUUUUAG